Messenger RNA from Belonocnema kinseyi, 1954 nucleotides. RefSeq names its product probable cytochrome P450 301a1, mitochondrial (gene Cyp301a1). NCBI's taxonomy places the organism in Eukaryota, Metazoa, Arthropoda, Insecta, Hymenoptera, Cynipidae. Bases 234 to 1787 code for a protein of 517 amino acids. The record is from RefSeq and is a predicted model, not a curated record. Gene Ontology annotation, molecular function: iron ion binding; monooxygenase activity; heme binding. The transcript is spliced from 11 exons.
AAUCCGUAAUACCUACACGUUUUCUUCGCCUCGAAUCCGUACAGUAGGUCGCUCAUCCUCGGAAUCGUUAUUUGUGAUUUGUGAUUUGUGAUUCGUGAUUCUUGUUUUUUAAAUCUAGUCUUAAGGUUCAUUUAACUCUGUUUGCUAAAUUUUAGCAAUUUGAAAUGAUCUCUAUGUCAUUUGGAGUUCGAUUGUCAUCUUACGUGUAGCCAGCUCAUACCUGCCUAGACGAAAUGGUGUUACAAUUAAAGUCGCUUCUACGUGAUAAUCGCGUAAGAGGACUAUGCAGCGAAGCGAUUAGUUCAAUCAGGGUCAUCACAGAGGCCCAAGAAAAAACUCAUAUAAGGCCCUACGAGGACAUUCCAGGCCCAAAACCCAUCCCAAUUUUGGGUAAUACCUGGCGAAUGUUUCCUGUGAUUGGGCAGUACACAAUUUCAGAUACUGCUAGAAUAUCUCAGCUUUUCUAUCAAGAUUAUGGAAAAAUCGUGAGACUGACUGGUUUGAUUGGCCGACCUGACCUUCUUUUCGUCUACGAUGCAGAUGAGACUGAAAAAAUUUAUCGACAAGAAGGUCCGACACCUUUUCGCCCUUCAAUGCCUUGUUUGGUCGAAUAUAAAGGCAAAGUCAGAAAAGAUUUUUUUGGUGAUCUUCCUGGAGUCGUCGGAGUUCAUGGAGAACCUUGGAGAAAAUUUCGAUCGCGAGUUCAAAAACCGAUUCUUCAGCCUCAAACUGUUAGAAAAUAUAUAAUCCCAAUCGAGGUGGUCACAAAUGACUUCAUACAGAGGAUGGAGGAGAUAAAAAAUAAGGAUAAUGAGCUACCAGGAGAUUUCGAAAACGAAAUUCAUAAGUGGGCCCUUGAAUGUAUAGGAAGAGUGGCCUUAGACGUAAGACUUGGAUGUUUAGGGCGAGAUUUAAAGCCAAAUUCUGAGCCUCAAAAAAUAAUCGACGCUGCUAAAUUUGCAUUAAGAAAUGUCGCUACAUUGGAGUUAAAAGCUCCAUAUUGGCGAUAUAUCCCCACUCCUCUCUGGUCUCGUUACGUUCGUAAUAUGAAUUAUUUCGUCGAAGUUUGCAUGAAAUACAUAGACGCUGCGAUGGAGAGGCUAAAAAAUAAGAAAUCGGUCUGCGAAUCAGAUUUAUCGUUAGUCGAGAGAAUUCUUGCGAAAGAAUCGGAUCCAAAAAUCGCUUAUAUUCUAGCGCUGGAUUUGAUAUUAGUUGGAAUCGACACGAUUUCAAUGGCCGUUAGUUCGAUUCUCUAUCAACUAGCAACAAGGCAGGAAGAGCAGGAAAAAAUUUAUAGAGAAUUAGUCGAAAUUUUUCCCGAUCCAUCGGUUCCUUUGACAUCAAAACAUUUGGAUCAAGUUGUCUAUAUGAAAGCAUUUAUUAGAGAAGUAUUUAGGAUGUAUUCCACAGUUAUUGGGAAUGGAAGAACGAUGCAAUAUGACAGCGUCAUUUGCGGAUACAAAGUGCCAAAAGGGACUCAAGUUGUUUUCCCGACACUUGUCACCGGAAAUAUGGAAGAUUACGUAGAUGACGCAAAAUCUUUCAAACCUUCCAGGUGGCUUAAAGAAGAAUCAGAUAAAAAAUUACAUCCGUUUGCGUCACUACCAUUUGGUCACGGAGCUCGAAUUUGCUUAGGUAGAAGAUUUGCUGAGCUUGAAAUGCAAGUUCUUCUCACAAAGUUAAUACGUUCCUACAAACUGGAGUACCACCAUGAACCACUGAAGUACAAAGUGACAUUUAUGUACGCGCCUGAUGGUGAACUCAAAUUUAAUUUAAAGAGAAGAUAGUCUAGGUACUUUAGAUUUAGAUUUAAAACCCAAAAAUAUUAGGUUUUAAUGAAACUGUAAUAAAAAUAUACUGAUUGUACAUAUACAUUUAGAUACCAUUUUUUUAACAUUAAUUUAAAUUCACUUUUCAUUUAAAUGUGCAGUUGUGCGCUUAUGUUAACUUUGAA